GCUACUUCUAAACGAAUAAUGAAUUAACCAACGCAUGAACGUUUUUAAAGACAUUUUAAGCGGGAAAAAUAAUAUCCGAUUUUUUUUUCAAAUUUAGGUUUUCCAAUUGAACGAAAAAAAUCGCUUAUGAGUAAUUCUUGACGUAUAAGGUUAGCAAAUCUCUUCAGAUUGACAACAUGGUGAAACGCCGGAUUAUAUCGUUUGGUUUUCUAAUGCUUUUCUUCUGCUGCGGUGUUGUCAGAUCGUCUUCAAUCAAUGUCAACCAGUAUUCAUGUAAAAGUCAAGAUAAAGAGCGACUCGAGGAGUGUGCAUUUGGAUGCUGUAAAGAUAGUGGAAUUUCUAGAUGUUGUACAUUUUCACAGGAUGUCACUCCUUCCCUGAUAGCUUUUGGAGUAAUCUGUUUAGCUGUUUUGAGUAUAAGUCUUAUCAUUGCUGUAUCUGGAGGCGAAAAAGACAAAGGGAGCUCUAGCGAACAAAAUGGUGACAAUGGUUGUUGCCAUUGUCACGACUGUAUGAAGAAUAAUUCUUGUUUUAAAUGAUGAAGAAAAUGUCACUAUUAUAUAAACAACAAUUAAGCACGUCUUUGACAAACUGAGUUUGUAUUUAUUUACAAUAGUCAGCAUUACAUAUGUGUCAUGUUAUUUCAGAGAAGUUAAGUGUUUCAAAGUGUUUUUUUCUGAUACAAUUUCUGUAUUUGUAUUAAAUCGUAACAUUUUUUAUUUGGUAAAUCGGAAAACAAGAUGAGUAAAUGAUACCAACAUGAGAGUGCAGUCUUAUUAGCAGUUCAAUAAAGGAAAUCAUACAAGCCAUAUAAUUUGGACAAUAUGCACACUUUAACAUGCCAGUUGAACAUGCAAAUUUGAUUUGAUACCAAUUGGCCGACAUUUCGACCAAGUGUCAUACAUUUUAGUGUUUUACUGUUAUCAAAUGUUGACUUUGUGUUAGUUUUGUGCCUUAUAUGUUAUAUAAAAAAAGCAUUAAAAUUGAAUAAAAAUGUGCAGAAUUCAGGAUACAUAUUUUUAAAUUGAUAUAAAUUAAGUAAACUUGGAUUUCGACCUGUGACAUACAUGAUUAAAUUUGAAAGUACUAUAAAUUAUAAUGAG
Messenger RNA from Ruditapes philippinarum (Manila clam), 1103 nucleotides. RefSeq lists its product as uncharacterized. NCBI's taxonomy places the organism in Eukaryota, Metazoa, Mollusca, Bivalvia, Venerida, Veneridae. The record is from RefSeq and is a predicted model, not a curated record. The transcript is spliced from 2 exons. The coding region runs from base 177 to 539 and encodes 120 amino acids.